AUGGGCCAUUUGAAGGGAUUUGUCCGGAAGAUUCACAGCGGAUCAAAAAAGAAGUCUGCAUCCUCUUCGCUUAAUCAACGUCUCCAACAACUUCAAGAGGACGCAUAUUUAUCAAAUCCUCGACUUGGUGAGAGAUUAGAAGAAGCGAUUCGUAAUCAGCCAGGAAAUCCGUCUUCGGAGUAUCAGCCAGAAAAUCCAUCUUCGGGGCCGGAAUAUCAGCCCGCUUCUUCUAUCAGUAAGCUCCCCAGUUAUGCCGAUAAACAGACUAGGGAGAUCGCCACUAGCAGACCGUGGACAGGUGAAAUCUCAGCCUAUGAUAUUUCAUCAAGAUAUAAGAGUGAAUCACGUGAUAAGCCAAAGAAAGUGAAUAGGCAAGAAAAGUUGCAUAAUGCUAGAGAAGAUGUACUAGACUAUCGAUUAUCCAAGCAUGAAAAGAAGUCACGUGAGGGUGAUGCAGAUGAUGGUUGGAGACAAAUGUAUAAGGAGAGAUUAUUAGGUCCGACAAUGUUGGUGAGUGAUACUUUUGCUGGAGUGGAUAGUGGAAUCAAAUCUUUAGCUGAUCAAAAAAUCAUGGAAGCACAACGACGAGGUGAUUUCAAAAAUAUAAAGCGUGGGAAACCUCUGCAAAAGGGAUAUACUAAUACCAAUGCAUUCAUUGAUCGUACAGAAUAUCACUUAAAUCGGAUAAUGAAGGAGCAAGAAGCGAUUCCACCAUGGAUCGAGAAACAGAGGUCUACGGAAGUGGAAAUAGAACAUUUUAGGCGGCAAUUGGAUAAAGCAUGGACUUUACGUGCUGUAAGACUUGUAGAGGAACUUUUUCCAGGAUUGGACAAAGAGGCUGUGUUGAAUAAGAUGCAGGAGUAUGCAUCAUCAGGAGGAGUUGAGUUAAGGAGUAAAGAAUGGGAAGAUAGAGAAAAGAAAACGUACCUUACAUUCAAAGUCCGUAAACUUAAUGACAGCAUCCGAGGUUAUAACUUACAGGCACCUUUAGCAUCCCAGAAAUUAUACCUAAACGAGGACAAUGAGGUGCAAGACUGCUAUAAGCGUGUGAAUCCACGAAUCGUGGCAGAAUACAAGAAAAUAAAAAUGAAAUCUAAUGGUGAUGACAAUGCAAAGGGGCCGCAAUCGGAAAGGAGAUGGAAACCUUUCUGUGGGGCUCUUGGCCGGACUAAAAUACCACAAAGAACUAAUAUUCCACAGAUGCCUGUUGAACCACUCAGUCAAAUGUUUUGGAAGCUUUUCAAGGGAGAUCAUUAA
Messenger RNA from Brettanomyces nanus, 1257 nucleotides. RefSeq lists its product as uncharacterized. The transcript has a single exon. Bases 1 to 1257 code for a protein of 418 amino acids. The record is from RefSeq and is a predicted model, not a curated record. NCBI's taxonomy places the organism in Eukaryota, Fungi, Ascomycota, Pichiomycetes, Pichiales, Pichiaceae.